Ipomoea triloba (trilobed morning glory) is the source of this 1953-nucleotide messenger RNA. RefSeq lists its product as uncharacterized. Gene Ontology annotation, molecular function: nucleic acid binding; zinc ion binding. Lineage: Eukaryota; Viridiplantae; Streptophyta; Magnoliopsida; Solanales; Convolvulaceae. The transcript is spliced from 3 exons. Bases 164 to 1633 code for a protein of 489 amino acids. The record is from RefSeq and is a predicted model, not a curated record.
GGAGUUGCCUCGCCAACUCGCCAAGUACACUCCUUUUUUGAACCUUUCGAAACCCUAAUAAAGCAAAAAAUCUUUAUCUGUAGACUGUGAUGUAAUUCUCUCUCUCUCUAAAUAUACUUCCAUAUCUUGUGUGUAUCUGCCCGCAUAUACGUAUAAACCUGCAAUGAAGUACAACUAUCGAGCACACGAUCGACCACUUUCGCGGCAUGUGCCAGCCCUCAGUUACUGCGCCGAGCAACCCAUUUCAGUUUCAGUUGGUUAUUUGGAUCCAGAUUUUGGACAUUCUCGUCGGUACUUUCAAAACCAAAUGGAUCUGCGGGGAACUAUCAGGAGACAGAUUGAGAAGGAGAGAAUUAGGGAGGAGAUUCUUGCACAAGAGAUUGCUCGAAGAAGGAUUCUCGAAGCAGAGGUAAGGAUGGAGCUUAUGAGGGAGCGGGAAGCUGCUAUGCUAAGAGGGCAACUGCCUAACGAGAGGUCACUUGAGGAAAGAAUUGUGAGACUGAUUGAGGAGAGGUUGGGAGUGGGGAUCUCUAGUACUGGAGUGGCUGCUCGAGGAGAAAACGGGAGGUCCCAAGUGGUGCCACUUCGCGAGUGGAGUAUCGAGCCAUGGACUUCAGAGGUGCCUUUUAGGCAACAGAGUGUGGAACCAAGAUUAUUUGAGUUGAAACCUCACUCUGAGUUUCAGAGUUUGGAGCCAAAUAUUUCAGAGGUGAAACCUGCACCUGAGCUUGGCAAAGAGAAAGAGAGGAUCGUUUUUAAGGCUAAGCCCGAUGGAGUCUCUGGAGUGAAGAGAAAAAUGGAAACGCCACCAGAAGUAGCGAUUAGCAGUGAGCAGCCAACAGGCGUCCCGAAGAAGAAAGUGAAAGAGGAGUGGAGUUGUGCGCUUUGUCAGGUUAGCGCCACAAGCAAGGACGGGCUAAACGAGCACCUCAGAGGAAAGAAACACAAGUCGAAGGAGGCUGGUUUAAAAGCACAGCGGAGUGGGAAGAACUUCAGUAUCGGCCUUUUUCCAAAGAAACCUAAACCCGCUGUGCUUGCUGAAAUGGCUGAUGAUGUAAAGUCCAAGGAAAGUUUAUCGGGUGUAGUAGCAAUGAAGGGAUGUCCAAAUGGCAACGAGGCACCAUCGCUGCAGAUUGAUCGUGCUGUUGAUGACUCUAAGGAGAAAAACGCUGCGAUGGUUCAAAACAAACGAAAGACUAAUGCUAAAAAGAGGAAGAAGUAUAAGUUCUGGUGCGAGCACUGCAAGAUAGGCGCGUUCUCUAAGAAAGUUAUGGAGGACCACAAUAUCGGGAAGAAGCAUUUGGCCCGGCUUCAGGGGAUGAAAGGUGAAGGCACAGCUGCAACGCCAACUCAAGUGGAGGACACCACAACUGAAAAGCUGAAUGACGAUGAUGCAAAAGGGACCAAAAAGAACCGCCAUAAGAUAGGCACCUCGUCUGAAGAUGUGAUGAAAGGCCACAGCCACAUGAUGUCAAAGGAACAUUCUUCCCCACCCCAGGAGAUGAAAUGCGACAGCACUGCAGCCGCUGUUACUUGGCUGGACAUCGCCACUGAAAUGGCGAUUAUAACACAAAGGGGACCAGAAGCACGUAGCGGCGGGUCAGCCAUUCAGGCUGUUGAUGCAGUCGACUAGAAGGCGAUGAGCAUUCGGGGACCAACCUGGGAGUUUUCAUGCUACAAACAUCCUUAAACCUCAUUGGUCCUAGGAUUCAUGAAAAUGUUGUGGGGCAAAUCAUUCAUUGUUUGGCAAAAAAAAAAAAACCCCUAUGACAGCUUCUGUGCAAGCUGUGUAGUACUGUAUUAUGGAAUAGAUUUCUACCUUUUCUUGUUCAGACUUCUGAAACCUUUGGAAGUUUGGAGUCCUUUGUUAGUUAACUUAAUUCUUCAUAUCUUGUAUGGAGGAUGAAGAAAUUUCCUUUCUAUUUACCUGUCAUAUUUGUUCUCAACGGCUAA